GCAUUUUAAUGACAUUAUAUAAAGUAUGUAAUCAAUAGAAAAUGUUUUGCAAAUUCUAGCAAUUCAAAAGAGUCAAAUACUGUAGGGAAAGAGUUUAAUUAAUCUGAAGCAUUAAAAGAAAAUUAAAAAUUGUUACAAUUGUAAAUGGACGUAUUUAUACAUAUAGAAAAAAGUAUUUACAGGUAUUAUAUAUUUCUAUUAUUUUAAGCAUCAGAAGCUUCAGAAAUAUGUAUUAUCAAAACAAAAACAAACAAUUUUGUUCCAAUUGUAAGAAGAAUAGUUAAAAAUGGAACAUGAAGAAGAAUUUUUAAAUACUUUCUUUACCCAAGUUGCACAAUUGUGUACUGAUAAAGCUAAGGAGUUAAUUGAAAAAGAACGUGGAUCAUGUCGUCAAACCCAAAUGGGUCCAUGGGGAAUGCUGCUUAUGCAUUUACCUCAAAUAGCUGUAGCAGAACAUUUGUAUGCGGAUUUAGGCUUUCUUCAUACUAAGAAUAAAGGAUUUUUAAGGAAAGAUAAUUCACUGAGAACAGUGUAUGAAUUAUUAAAAUCCGAUUUGAAGAGGGUGGAGGAAAUGACUAGAGGAACCAAUUCCAUUGGAGCAACAGUUGCUGAGGUUUCUAAUCAACUGUGUCAAUAUAUUACAGCAAAAAUACAAUUGAUAGAUUUUUAUGAGAAAAUGUAUAAUAUGAGUAUAAAUAGUAAAGCUAUGAAAUAUCAAGAAUUAUUAGAAUCUAUUGAAGGAAUUACAGAGGCUCAUUCUUUAUCUUGUUCACAUUUAGCAUUAACUGCUAUUAAAACAAGUUUAACAUUAGAAUGUGAAAUAUUAGUACAGUUAACAAAAGCACAAGUUGAACUUCAACAUUGGAGAUUCUUGUCAACAUUAAUGGCUCUUUAUGGUGCGCAAACACGUAUGUCCGCAUGGGAAAGAACUUUACAAAGUAAAGAGUCAUGGAAGUUAGGUUUUGGCACUUCUUUUCUGAAGGCAAAUCAACAACCAGCAUUAUAUCAGUGGUUAGUGAAGCUACGCAGUAAUAUACUAGCUAAAUGCUCAUUAUAUUUUCAUACUACUUUAAGUCAACAAGCUAAUCCAGGGGAAAUGAGAAGCAUCAUGAACAAACAAAACGUGGAUUACUAUCAUAAAAUACAAAGUUUUCAACGUAAACAUGAUGUUCUAGCGGUUUUAAUUGUAUUUGAUUCCCGAGGAGUAGAAGAUGCAGGUCCAGGUUAUAGGCAUCCUCGUAGAGAACCAAAUGUGACUGAACAAUUUCCUGUGGUUCUCAGUUGCCCUAGUGCAUUUGCCCAAAAACCAUCAUUGUAUUUGGAUAACGUACAAAAACGAAUUAAAGAACGUCAUGCAGAACUUCUUGCCAUGGAUAAAAUUGUGUAUAGUAAAAAUGUAAAAGACGUGUGUACAUAUGCAAUGUACAAUACUGAUCCUAGAAUGACUUUAAUUACUGUGUUCGAAAGCGGCAAACAAAAGGAUAAAGAAACUCAUGUAACAUCAUUUAUGACAGACCUAUGUACGCAAAUUAGAUGUAAUAAGGUUUACGAAUCAUUAAAAUUAUCAAAAUGAAGAAUAAUUCGGAUGUACAUACAAAUGCUAUAACAAUACCAAAGAUUGUAGCGCGCAAAAAUCAAAAGUUAUUUAAAUAACAUAUGUUACUAUAAUGUUGUAUAGAAAUAAAAUUUUUAUUACUGUUUAAUGAUA
This is a messenger RNA of Megachile rotundata (alfalfa leafcutting bee), 1708 nucleotides long. Its product is annotated as KICSTOR subunit 2. The record is from RefSeq and is a predicted model, not a curated record. Gene Ontology annotation, biological process: cellular response to amino acid starvation; cellular response to glucose starvation; negative regulation of TORC1 signaling. Gene Ontology annotation, cellular component: KICSTOR complex. NCBI's taxonomy places the organism in Eukaryota, Metazoa, Arthropoda, Insecta, Hymenoptera, Megachilidae.